Messenger RNA from Postia placenta MAD-698-R-SB12, 468 nucleotides. RefSeq lists its product as hypothetical. The transcript has a single exon. NCBI's taxonomy places the organism in Eukaryota, Fungi, Basidiomycota, Agaricomycetes, Polyporales, Adustoporiaceae. The record is from RefSeq and is a predicted model, not a curated record. Bases 1 to 468 code for a protein of 155 amino acids.
AUGUCUCUCGCAAGCCACGUAGACAAAAUUCGCUCCCUCGAGACGAUGCUCGCCGAGCACGAAGCGAUCAAGCGCGAAGUCGGCUCCCUGCGCGAGCUCAUGGAGGAACGCAAGCGCGAGAUGGACACGUCUCGCGGACGCAGCGGCAGUCCCAGUGGACGUCGCCAAUACGGGCACGACGAUGAUUCGCAUUACAUGUCUGACGACGACGACAACGUACACAGUGUGUCGACGAUCGUUCCGCAUGAGCUCGACCGAGUCGACGAGGAGGACGAGGAGCAGCUGGCCACGGAGGAGAAGAGGAGCAGCAGAGGAAGCGGAGGGAAGAGCUGGGUCGCCCGCGCAUGCCAGAGCCAACGGGAACGGGUAUGUCUGACGAUGACUAUGAUCAUGACCACGAUCACAGCACAUACGAGCCGCAACAGCGCACUCGGUCGUCGUCUCCUCCGCCUGCGGCCGCAGGGUUAG